AUGCGCAAUAGCUCAGUGCUGCCGUCACACUCUGGCCCACAGUUCAAGGACAAGCCCAUCCUCUCCAGUUUAGGAGGCGGCGGCAUCAGUCUAGGCAACUCACCUACAGGAGGAGGAGGCGGCUCUGGCGCCUCACCCAUCGGCAGGGUCACUCUCCGUCGCGUUAUUCUCUUCUCGGGGUCCUGUCUCUUUGUCUACAUUGUCCUCUCGACCGUGUUGGGGCUUAAUAAACCAGAUUCUGCGUCGGGCUUUCCAAAGGUCAAGCAUCAGGAACACGAUCCGUAUGAGGAUCUUCCUAACCCAGUCUUGCCAGAUGAUAAUACUGGUGCACAUGGUGGUAGAAGGCCACCGCCUCCUGUGCCAGUCAGGGGAGUGCAAUAUGGACAGGAGUAUCCCAUUCAACAGCCCGCACAGCAAGCACCGCCCAUUCAGCUGGAGUCCAAUCCAUCUUUAGCAGGAGGAGACGAGGGAGGGAAUGGUGAGUCUGGUGGCGGUGCUGAAGGAGAGUCGGAACAACAAGUGCAGGUCGAUGACGAUGGCAAUGUGGUCAACCCUGGUGACCAAGGCGAGACAACAGAAACCGCGCUUGCGAUUGCAGCCCGCGCCCGAAAGGCGUCCCCCGUCAGCUAUGCCCAGAUGUUAAGUGCCGUCCGUCGCGAGCGCGAGUAUGCUAUCGCCUUGAUGGUUCGCGAAGCCGAGCUAGCCCUGGCAUCGACCGAAGUCUACUCCGUGACCAAUAAGAACCAAAUGGCGCCCUCGAACGACAUCCACGACUACCUCUCCCUCUCGAAAUACUUUUGGCCCAACAAGGACAAGCCCGGUGGACUGCCCUACAAACGGAUCGAUGGACAUGUCAACCCGGAGAUUGAGACCGUGCGGGAUUACCGUCUGUUGAGGACCAUGAUCCGGGAGGUCCAUAUGAUGGGGAUGGCGUACCAUUUCACUGGGAGGAAGGAGUUUGCGGACAAGUGUGCGAUGCGGUUGAAGGAAUGGUUUUUGGACGAGGCGACGUAUAUGAAUCCGAAUUUUAAUUAUGGGUCUUUGAGGAAGGGGGAGAAGUUGGGGGCGAGGACUGGUGUUCUUGACAUGUUUACCAUCUUCCGGGUGUUUGACGCGUUGCACUAUUUGAAACAGGAACCGACGUGGCCUCAGGAUUUGAUCCCUCAGUUGCAGGAGUGGUUUACUCGGUAUGUGCGAUGGCUCGAGACGUCAACGUUGGCCAAGGUCGAGCGCAAGGGCAACAACAACCACGGCACAUACUUUGAUGUCCAGAUCAUCGGCAUCUACCUGUUCCUGGGCCGAGUCGACGACGCACGCGAGGUGGCUUUGCAGGCAUUGCACACUCGUAUCGACCCCCAGAUCACGGCCAGAGGAGAGCAGCCAGAGGAAAUGGAGCGCAAGACGUCGUGGUACUAUUCGGUGUUCAACCUGCAAGCAUUGAUGACAUUGGCUCGAUGGGGGGAUGACUUGGGGGUGGAUAUGUGGUUCUAUGAGGGACCCCAGGGGCAAUCGAUCAAGAAGGCGAUUGACUUCAUGUUGCCGUUUGCGUUGGCGGGAGGGGAGGGUUGGCCGGUGGAGAACCUGAAGGGGUAUGAUAUGACGGACUACUUGAAGUGUUUGCAGAUUGGGUGGCAUAUCUAUGGGGAUGAGAAGUACCUGGAGGCGAUCGAGGUGUUGGAGCCCAAGGUGCGGAAGGAUAUGGAGGACCAGAAGAUCAAGACGGUGAGCACGUUUAUGUGCGACAUGUCGACGUUGAUGGAGGCGACUACUCGCGGAGGACAGGGGUUCGUCUGGCAUUGGUGCCUUACAUAA
Linnemannia hyalina is the source of this 1812-nucleotide messenger RNA. The record is from the annotation of a GenBank genome assembly. NCBI's taxonomy places the organism in Eukaryota, Fungi, Mortierellomycota, Mortierellomycetes, Mortierellales, Mortierellaceae.